Messenger RNA from Mesorhabditis spiculigera, 1662 nucleotides. The record is from the annotation of a GenBank genome assembly. NCBI's taxonomy places the organism in Eukaryota, Metazoa, Nematoda, Chromadorea, Rhabditida, Rhabditidae.
AUGGCACGACGAAUAUUCGACGGGAGACCCGCUUUUGGUGAAAACGCAGAACGGCAAUAUCCCUUGGAAACUGGCGACCAUUCCGGAAUGCGCUUCAGCAAAGCUGUCGACGGGAUUCCCGUGUUGAGGAGGAAUCAGCCGGACGCUGAAAGGAUGACCAGCAGCACCCGUUGUACACUUCCGACAAUCAUCAGUCUUGAUAUUGCAUUCGCAAAAGUCGGCACCACUGAGGAUUUCUCGAUAAGGAUUAUUGGCGCCUACCUUUCGACCCGAAACCAGGAGGUCGACCUUGAGGCCGAUCGUCAAGCUUAUUUCACCCGUCAGAUCGCCUUCAAAGAUGUGACGAAAGCGGUCUCCUACAAAUUUGCUGCAAUCCCCCACAUCGACCUUCGACUUCCCUCCGAUUUCUUCUAUCCCAUUAUGCCCAACCCUGCUUCUUCCGCAAGUGCAAAAAAGAAGAAGGGCCAGACGGGCACAGCUGCGGUCGCCAAGAAUGCGAAGGCGAACCCGAAGGCCCCCGCUGCUACUUCGCUUCAAAAGAAGGGCGGACUGCCAGGCAAAGUCCCGAGCGGUACGCGCGUUGUUGAGCAGAAGAAGCCCUCGCCAUCUCCGGCUGGUCAACGUGCCUUGCCAAAGAACAAAGAUGUCACCCACAGCAAUUCGGCCGGGCUGUUGGCCGCCGAAAAGUCGAAGCGAAAGGAAGGAAAGAAAAAGGAUGCUGGCCCGGAAGACAAGCAGAAGAAGGGACCAGUGAUGAAGAAAGGCUCCGAGCGAGACAAAAAGCCAAAGACGUCGACAAGCAGUUCGAAGGGCAAAAAGAAGAAGACACUGGAGGAGGGCGGUCAGAAGAAGGCAAAGGGGGUCGAGCUCGUCAAGGAAAAGGAGCCGGCGAUGGAUCCGACGCAAGAAGAUCACACACGAGUCGACCCUGAUCUCAUCACCGCCGUCGACUUUGAAUUCGAGCAAUCGUACAAGAAAAUGCAAGAGUCAUUCCCGGAAGAUUCGCGUCGACUUCGCGACCGGAAGAAGCGCCUCCGCCCCCAGAAUACCCAGACGAAUUCGGUGACGCUGGAGGAUUUGCUUGGAGAGAAGCAGAAGAAGAAGAAGAGAGAGCAGGAUGGCGAGAACCAGAAGCCGAAGAAGAUGUACGCCUCGUACGUUGGAGCUUCUGGUGCUCAGAUCAGGACUUGGUCCUUCACGGACAGUCGCCCGAUCAAUGGGACUGCCCUCCCCGAAUAUGGCGAUCCGUUCCAGCAGCUAAUAAUUGGAUGCUUCCGUGACGAGUGUCCGAUGCGUGCCGGCGUCGCUCCGCCCUGUCCCACCACGGCAACGUCGAUCAGCAGCUCCGGCCAGUCGAUCACCAUCCAGCCCUCAUGCCAGACGCCUUCGUCGGCACGUUCGCACGGCCACACGCAGCGGAUCCACGGACACAGCGAUCGUGGCCCCUACAAGCAGACGGUUCGUGAGCUCGACGUCAUCGAUACGGAAUACGCGGGCGAGGACGCCGCUAAGAAAGUGCCGAUUGUCGAGAAGCCGCUGGGGUUCGAGGCGAUCAGCCGGCAGAUGCGGGACCUCACUCUGCAGAUUGACUCGGUGGCCGCUGAAGUGACCAGCCUGACCAAGGUGUUUAAUGGAAAGCCGAUGACGACGAUGGCCGUCAAG